AAAUGGGGCCGGAGGUGUUUUCGCAUUCGGCGUAUCACGUGAUACAUAUUUCAAAAUGGACGCCCACUCUACUUUCGAUAUCAUCUUCCUAUUUGGUCCUUCAUUACCGAUGAAGGAGAGUUACCUUCCGAAAUCUAUCCUUUCUGCAGAUUUUGUAUCACUGUGUAUUGAAGAAAUGUUCCAUCAAAAUCCACAAUUUGGGCUGAGAGAUGCUGCUCUGAAAAUUGUUCAAGAGUUGAAAAAGAAUCGUCAAGUAAUUGUUGAUGGCAAACUUUUACUCAAAGCAACGAGAAAGAGCCUGGUUCAAACUAUUAAGAAAAAGGUACCCUCCUGCAGCAUCUUACUUGUGAAAUUAUUGCCCGUUGGAGGUUUCUCCCAAGUCAUGUGGUCUUGGCAUUCCUCUUGGACCAUGGAGAAAGUCUCUUUUGUAGAAGAUGAAACUACUGUGAAGAAGUGGUUUGAUUCAUCCCUGCAAAAGAUUGAUUUCCAGUCAGAAUAUGUUGAAGACCCAAAACCAGAUGAAGGCUUCCAAGUGCAAGAAAUAAAUGUCCCUUUAUGUGCACAGAGCCACUUCAAGUAUGAAAUGCCAGGUCUCCUCAUUCAGUGGGAGGCUUUGCUGACUGAGCAGGGGGACCUUCACCCACAGCUUCCCUCAUUGUGUGCAGAGUGGGUGAAGAGGAACUCCUGUGGACAUAUUGUGGUUUUACGUGCUGCAAAGGAUGUUGCAAAAGGAAGAAUGAUGUCCCCUGAUGCUUCCCAGUCCCUCCCUCACAUUCUCAGACAACUCACACAGCAGAUUGGUCAUCCUGUGUAUGCUCUGCGCUUCUCGAGGAACAGACCAGGAAGCUACAGCCUUCCCCCUCAGCCUGGUGUUUUAGCUUUUCUACAGUCCCAGCACCUCCUGGAUCUACAUGGUGAAAGUACUGUGUAUGUCUUCAAUGACCUCGACCACAUGAAGAUGGCACAAGUAGCAGGUGUAAAACACUUAAAGAUGUCGACAGCUGCAAGGUCUUCAAAAUGGAUUGUUGAUGGACCGUGCCUCAUUCCUGCUGUUCCUGCCAUGCUCACCUCAAUGUCUGUGGGGAAACCCCUUGGUGAUCUCACUGCACCACAGCCGGUCCGAGUGCCUUUGUACCUGGAAAUAUCUGAGAAUCGACAAACUCUGUGCGCUUCUAGACAAUACAGUUAUGGCUAUGAGGAGCAUGUGUUUACUGAGAGCUGGGAUUCAUUCCUUCAAUUUCAAGAGCGGUUUUCGUCACAAGUGACUCCGAUAGACUGCCCAAGAAGCAACCUGAAGAAAGUGUUCCGUACAGAGUGUUCUAGCAGGUCAGCCACUUCAGUAACCAAGAGAAAGGCAGGUGUGACCACUGUCAGGUCAGCUGAUGAAUGUGAUCCCAAUAUUCCCAGCUGGAUGACCACAAAGCUCAGGAGGCAAUCCACCCUUGAAUCGACAGUGUCCAGCUCAGACAAAGAAGACAGUAAAGAAUCUGCUAGUGUAACCUCUCUCAGGUCUUCAAGAACAGUAUAUCUCAUGACAGAAAAAGAGCUAUGUAACAUUGCCAGACAAGUUCUAUCAGAGGCAGGGAGAGAGGACAGCAUGGAAAAAAAGAUUGAAGAUAAAGAUGCUGGUUGACCUCAAUUGAGGUUUCAUCUGAUGUCUGUGGCGAUCUGUUCUAAUACUUCCUGUACGUUUAAAUUUACUACCAAGUCUUUCUCUUUUGUCGAAACAUUUUCAACGAAUAAAAUGUUAAUGAGUUUUCCUA
Aplysia californica (California sea hare) is the source of this 1763-nucleotide messenger RNA. RefSeq lists its product as uncharacterized. The transcript is spliced from 14 exons. Lineage: Eukaryota; Metazoa; Mollusca; Gastropoda; Aplysiida; Aplysiidae. The coding region runs from base 56 to 1633 and encodes 525 amino acids. The record is from RefSeq and is a predicted model, not a curated record.